AUGGAUCCAACUGGCUCUCUCGCGGCCGCGGAUGCAGCCCCUCUCGCUGCAAGCACUCCCUCAUCGCCCUUGUCACUGCCCUCCCACAUCCUCGGCUUCUUUUCCUAUUCAUUUACCCUGACGCUUUCCUAUAGACUCAUUGUGUUUGUCGUUACUGCAACGGCACUUCUGCUGUACCUCAUCGUCCGCUAUGUUGUCUUGAACAAGUACACUCGGCUUCCUCCUGCCCACUCGGCCACCAAGAGCGUCGCUCCUCCGUUUGAUCUGCAACCGCCCGACCACGCCGAAGACGACAAAGACGGCCACUCUCAAGGAUAUGCUGAAGAUUUUAUGAGUGCAUUCCUGUCGUCCAUCAAAAUCUUUGGCUAUCUCGAUCGUCCGGUGUUCCACGAGCUUGCCCGCCACCUACAGAGCCGGAAGCUCAAGGCAGGCGAGAUCCUGUUUGGAGCAGACGACGACAAGACCGAUUUCUAUGUCGUCGUCGAGGGCUCUGUCCAAGUCUUUGUCAAGGCUCAGAACUCUGAAGAGGAAGACCCCGCCCUGGAGCCCAUCGAUGAUGAAGAUGCCGAGUUUGGUGUCCCUGGGCAUCACCUCCUCAACGAGGUUGGUCCAGGUGGCUCAGUCACCAGCCUCUUCAGCAUCCUCUCCAUCUUUACUGCCGAUCUUACUCUGCCCAAGGAAACAGUCCUCCGAAGCCGCUCAGCCGAGCAAAGCCCCCAUGAAGGUACCUUCCCCGACGCUUGGUUGCGGCUCAAGCGCAUCGAGUCCGGCAACGCCAUCAACGACCCUACCCCAACCCUCGGCGACUAUCGCCCUGAUGAAACGGAUCCCAGUCUCGAGUCCGCCCCAGAUAGUGGCCGCCAGUCUGUCUUGACUGACAUUGUGGCCCGAGCCGCAAUCGACACCACCCUUAUCGUUAUUCCGGCUGAAGCCUUCCGAAAGCUCACCGAAAAGUUCCCAAACUCUGCCGCCCACAUCGUUCAGGUGAUUUUGACGCGCUUUCAGAGAGUAACCUUCUUGACGCUCUAUCGCUAUCUCGGUCUCACCAAGGAGCUGCUCAAGAUUGAGAAGACCGUCAACGAAUUUGCUGGAUAUGGCCUACCUGACGGCUUCUUCAGACCCGGCACCCUCGAACGCCUGCACAGCUACAGCGCAAACACCUAUCGAGCUUCGUUUGAGACCGUAUCCUUCACAGACAUCGAGGCUGUCGGGAACCACAGCGUCUUGCGCAAGCCCCAUCGGCCCCCGGGCCUUGCGUCUCGAACUUCGCACUCUCGCCUGAAAGUGGUCAGAAAGCCACAAGCCGAGGAUUCGGACGCCGAGCCGCCCCGCAUCAAAACCUCUGCCAUCCCAGGCCUUUUACCCAGCGUCAAAACUCCAGCAUUUACCAGCGUAUCGGCCAUGAUCCCGCCUGAAGACGAGGAAUUCAUCAAACAGUCGGUCAUGGAUUGUAUGGCUCAGAUCCUGGGUGUCGGCAAUACCCCCGUCGACAUGCUGCUGCGUCGGCCGGCUCUAUCGACCAAAUCCAGUGAAGCCCCUACACCUAUCAAAAUCGUUAUGGACGAUUCGGAGGCCAGCUCAGCCCAGUCAUCGACUUCCUCCUUGCCGCAUGCAGCGCCACUCUCUCAUGCCUCGUCUCUCUCAAUGACGACCGCCGAUACCGCCACGGAUAUGAUUCAGAUCAUGUACUUUGAGCGCGGCGCGACACUGAUAAAAGAAGGCGAGCGCAACGAUGGCCUCUACUUUGUGAUUGAUGGCAUGCUCCAAGCUUCCAUGAAAACCCAGGUUGAGGUCUCUAUGCAGCCCAAAGCUCGCCAAACCACCUACGAUGCCGAAGUUACUGAACCCCGCGGAGUUCAAACGCGGUCUUUUCGCAAGAGUCUCUUUUUGAUCAAGCCUGGUGGUCUGGCUGGAUAUCUUGCCGCCCUGACAGGCCAUGCCUCAUUCGUGACAAUCCGAGCAAAGAAGGAUACCCUCGUCGGCUUCAUGUCUCGAGCCAAUCUUGACCGCCUCGUGGAGCGUCAUCCUGCUAUUCUUCUGACUCUAGCUAAGCGACUCAUCAGUCAGCUCUCCCCAAUCGUUCUUCACAUCGAUGUCGCCCUCGAGUGGACCACAAUCAGUGCCGGCCAGUUGCUCUGUCGCCAGGGUGACCACUCGGAUGCACUCUACAUAGUGCUCAACGGGCGACUCCGCAGCAUCGCUGAACACCAGCGGAAUGGGGAGAAGCAGCUUGAAAUCCUUGGUGAGUACGGCCAAGGUGAAUCAGUUGGCGAACAAGAGGUGCUCACGGACGUGCGCCGACCAGCAACUAUCCACGCCAUUCGAGACACCGAGAUUGCGGUUAUGCCCAAGACCCUGUUCAAUACGCUGUGUCUUCGCCAUCCCGAGAUCACCAUCCAAAUGGCCAAGAUCAUUGCCACCCGCUCGAUUUCGACCCCUCAGCGUCUUCCAGCCUCGUCCAUUAUUUCCGAUUCUCUUGGCGCUGCUGCAGACCUUGGCAAAAACAACGUCAACCUCAAGACCGUGGCACUGCUGCCCGUCAAUGGAAUCACCCCCAUAGCCGAGUUUGCCGACAAGCUUGGCGAUGCCCUCGAGCUCAUCGGCGCCAGUGUCGCUCGUCUCAAUACCUCUGCGGUUAUGAGCAAGCUUGGAAAGCACGCUUUCAAUCGCCUUGGAAGACUCAAGUUGAACAACUGGCUUGCCGAACAGGAAGAAAGCUACAGGAUCGUUCUCUAUAUUGCCGACGGCGGCGUGAACGCACCGUGGACACAACGGUGCAUCCGUCAGGCCGACUGUAUUCUGUUAGUUGGUCUCGGUGACGGCGAUCCAUCGAUUGGAGAAUUUGAGCGACUCCUGCUCGGUAUGAAGACUACGGCUCGCAAAGAACUCGUUCUUUUGCACUCAGAGCGCCGAUGUCAAUCAGGAAGCACCGCACGGUGGCUGAAAAACCGGCUCUGGAUCCAUGCCCAUCAUCAUGUCCACAUGCCGAUCAUUGGUCCCAAGAUCUUCAAUGACAGCCGUCGGCAGGGUACUCUUCUUCAUUUGCGUCAUCUGCGAGGCCAGCUCUCCAAGUAUUAUGCUCAGGUGACCGCAAAGGACUUCAAGGCAGAUCACUCUGCCAUGACCUCGCCCAAUAUCUAUACCGGCAUUCGAUCGGACUUUGCGCGUCUUUCGCGCAGACUGCUGUCCCGCUCAAUCGGCCUUGUCCUCGGCGGAGGUGGAGCCCGUGGCUUGUCUCACCUCGGUGUGAUCCGAGCAUUCGAAGAAGCCGGCAUUCCAAUCGAUAUGGUGGGCGGCACAAGCAUCGGCAGCUUCGUGUCGGGCCUCUACGCCCGCGAAAACGACCAUGUCUCGAUCUAUGGCCGAGCAAAAUCCUUCAGCGGCCGAAUGACCAGUGUCUGGCGCCAGCUUAUGGACCUCACAUACCCUGUCACCAGCCUAUUCAAUGGCCACGAGUUCAAUCGUGGUAUAUGGAAGUGCUUUUCCAAUACCCAGAUUGAAGACUGUUGGCUCUCCUUCUUUGCAGUGACCACCAACAUAACGUGGUCUCGAAUGGAAAUCCACCAGAAAGGCUACAUGUGGCGCUACAUCCGCGCGUCAAUGUCGCUCUCGGGAUACCUGCCGCCACUGUGCGACAACGGCAACAUGCUUCUGGACGGCGGUUACCUCAACAACCUGCCGGCAGAUGUUAUGCGAUCGCUUGGCGCCGAGACGAUCGUGGCUGUAGACGUUGGCAAUGUCGACGACACUUCACCUGUGAACUAUGGCGACACGCUCUCGGGCUGGUGGGUGCUACUGCGGCGCUACAAUCCCUUUGAAAAAACCGACUAUGGCAAGAUCCCACAACUCGCCGACAUCCAGUCGCGCCUGGCGUACGUGUCGAGUGUCAAACAACUCGAGGAGGCCAAGCGAGUCGAAGGGUGCUACUACCUGCAUCCGCCUGUUCACAAGUACGGCGUCCUGAGCUUUGAUAAGUUCCAGGAAAUUUACGAGACCGGCUACCGGUUUGGUCAAGACAUUGUCCAAAAGUGGGAGAAAGACGGUACCCUGCAGAAACGGUUUGGGGUUCGUAAGGACGACGGCAAACCAGGCAAGACUGGGCACGCUCGUCGUGCCUCUAUAUAG
Messenger RNA from Polychytrium aggregatum, 4125 nucleotides. RefSeq lists its product as uncharacterized. Gene Ontology annotation, molecular function: phosphatidylcholine lysophospholipase A1 activity. Lineage: Eukaryota; Fungi; Chytridiomycota; Chytridiomycetes; Polychytriales. The transcript has 6 exons. Gene Ontology annotation, biological process: phosphatidylcholine metabolic process. Gene Ontology annotation, cellular component: endoplasmic reticulum. The coding region runs from base 1 to 4125 and encodes 1374 amino acids. The record is from RefSeq and is a predicted model, not a curated record.